Messenger RNA from Cylicocyclus nassatus, 3086 nucleotides. Lineage: Eukaryota; Metazoa; Nematoda; Chromadorea; Rhabditida; Strongylidae. The record is from the annotation of a GenBank genome assembly.
GUUUUAGAUCAGGAGCCUUAUGGAUUUUCAUUCUCCAUGAACUAUACAUUAUUUUUGUUGUUAUGGUUCCCAUUGACAAUUUACGCAGAAGAUCUCACCCGUUCCCAGAAGUGUUUAUUCCGCUGCACUGCUGCCUGCAUAGGCGAACAAAAGAACAAUACUGUGCCACAAUGCUUAGCAGAGUGCAAACCCUACGAUGACCCACAGCUUUGUGAUGCAACAGACGGAAACUGUUGGGACAAAUGCCACAAUCUCACCACCGCGACUUCUCUUGAAGCUGUCAGUGGGCUUGAGUUGAAGCAAAAGAAUCUGACAACAGUCCUUGUUUUCCACCCCGUUGAAGAAGCCACAUGUUACAUAGUUCAGUACAAAUCAUCGAGAGAAGCUAAUUUCUCUUCUCUCUAUGCGAUCUCACUACAGCCUCUUGUAACAAAUGAUCUGAGACCUGAGUCCAUCUUUUGUGAUCCUGUUGAAAUCCGUGUGGCAGCCGUAUCUCCGUCUGGAUGUGGGCCUUUUUCCGAGCCUUUUUCGAUUGCUGCACCAAAACCGCUUUUUAGUCCCAAGUUAGAGUUGUCAUCAUUGGUUUACUUGAACACCCCUUUGAACAGCGACUCAUAUUCUGCUAAUGGCACAGUCGAAGUGACUUUCAAAUAUGUGGUAGGAGCUUGGCCUCUGGGCCUUCGAGAUCUUGAUGUGACUCCAUUGUUCCACAUGAUCAAAUGCGAGAUUCCGGAUUUGACCACAAGCGUGCCUCUGCCUAGCUUUACGCAAGGUUCGCUUCCCGGUACGGUGGUGGGACGGUUAGGAUCUGACAUGAUGUAUCGUAAAUGCCAAUUUCUCUACUAUGCACAAAAAGUUCUGAGUCGCAAGUGUCAAACAUGGACGGAACUCCGUUCUCCUCCACAUGACACUAUGCAGCAACUCGCCAUAAAUUGUGAUAACGUGAAGAACAAUCCAUGCGUGCAUGUAGACGUAUUUCCAGCUCCACUCUGCGGCCAGAUUAAUAGUAUUCACCAGAAGGUGACGAAGAAGUACUUGGAACCUGGUGAGAAAGAAACGAGUCUAACGCUUAACAUCACAUUCGAUCCAAUUGUGCGAAAGAACGAGGCGCCAACGAUUUAUUACAAAGCGUUCUAUGGAGAAGCGUUGCCAUACCCUAGGAUAGAAGAGGAGGCCAUCGCUGGGGUCAACAUGACGCGUAUCAUUGGGAAUACUACCAACUGCUUAAAGUUCGACCAACAUGGGUAUUGCCAGGAAAGCACAAACAACAGCGUUUCGAUUUCUGGCAUUCACUUUGACAAAAUUUACGGCAUCACAUUCUGUGCUGUGAAGGACCCUAGAAAUCUAACCAUUCCUGAUCUCACUGAAAGCAGCAGAGCCUUCAGACCCCGAGCGAAUAAAAUAUACAUUAGCUCCAAAGAUACGUCAAGCAAAGUCGGAAUGAUCAUUGGCAUAGUUGUCGGAGCCUUGACUUUGCUGGUAGUGGGCAUCAUCGCUGUAUGUUGCUACAUCAAUAGGAGGCAGAAACAAGAGAACAAGUUGUACCAGCUGAAGUUAGCACAACUGGAGAAAGAAAAGGAAACUCGCUAUGUUGACCUUCCAAAGAAGCAUGACAUUUGGGAGAUUGAACGUCGUAAUCUGAUAAUUUUCGACGAAACAAGGCUUGGUUCUGGUGCCUUUGGUGCUGUCUACUUGGGAAAACUCCUCGGGAAAUCUUUAGCAAAUAAAGAUGCCACAUCACCACUAGGUGUCAAUCUGAUGAGGGCUGAAAACUGUCAGGUCGCUGUCAAAAUGUUGCCGGAAUACGCCGAUGAUUCGUCGCGAGGCGAAUUUUUGAGGGAAAUUGGACUGAUGAAGACGCUUGGAUACCAUGAAAGGCUAGUUAACAUGCUGGCAUGUAUUACUGAAUCUGAACCACUGUGUCUCGUAGUGGAAUUCUGCAGCGAUGGAGAUUUGCUGCAUUUUUUGCGAGAGCGAUGCAAGUACAUGAUGGAUCUUGACGCAGCAGGAAUCAAUUAUCAUGAUCCUCCCAUAGACGGCAACUACAAUAUCGACAUGGUUGUAACCUUGAAGCAGUUGCUCAUGUUUGCUGUUCAGAUUUGCUAUGGACUUGAAUAUCUCUCAUCCAAAGGUUUUGUGCAUCGUGACGUAGCCGCCAGAAACGUACUUGUCAACGGGAAAAACUCUUGCAAAAUAGGCGAUUUCGGACUUUGCCGCAAUUUGUACUCGGAUAGUUCACUCUAUAAGAGCAAGGGUGGCCGCCUACCGUUGAAAUGGAUGUCACCAGAGGCUAUACGGCAUUAUGAAUUUUCUGCACAGAGCGAUGUGUGGGCGUUUGGAGUGCUACUCUUCGAGAUCAUCACUCUAGGUGGCUCUCCUUACCCUCUCACUCCUCCUGAGGAUAUGCUUCAAUAUCUUGAAAGUGGUGGGCGAAUGGAGCGACCAGAUAACUGUCCGGAGGAUUUUUAUGAAGUGAUGGUUGAGUGCUGGAAACUCGAUCCUGAAGAGCGCCCAAACUUCUUGACAAUCCGCCAGAAGUUGGCUAGUCAACUUGAGGAGAUCACUGAGGAGUACAGUUAUCUGAAAUUGGAUGCUCAAAAGGAUUACUACAAUAUGCAAUAUAAUGAUCAAAAGCUGGAUGUGAUGGUUAUUCCCGAGACUGAGACUAUUAUAACAUCAAUGGCGCAGAAACUCUCCAAAACAUUAUCUGUCGACAGUCUGCCGAUAGACGACAUCACUACAUGGAGUGAUGACGCACAUGCUCGUGCAGAUGGUGCCAACAGGGAAGAAGACUCAGGUGCUAUCAGCCUUACAAAGGGUGUGGACAAUGCUACUUUCGAGGAGGAGUCGUUUUAGAAGUUUAUAUGUUGCUUGGUAGAUUUAUUGCUCAAGUAUUAUAAUUUAGAUUGUUUGACUCGUAGAUAAGCGGCGACCUUGUUGAUGAUUUUUAAAUUUGCUUGUGUGUCUGAAACUCAGCUAUAGGCUGUAUCAGCCAGCAUCGGUCCCGCGCCGGUAUGGCUUGCGACGACGCACCGUCGCACGCGACGAGCCUUAACGCGUAGCAGAGUUCGCACGCGUCACACCGC